AUGCCUGGCGUGCCGUCCGGACGCGCAUGUGAAAACUGCCGUCGCCGACGUCAAAAGUGCGACUACGUCAAGCCCACAUGCUCACGAUGCGCCCGCCUUGGAGUAGACUGCGUCGGCUCCGGCGAGCGACGCUUCCUCUUCAAAGACCAAAAAUAUGAUAAAGCCGUCUACAGACCGCUAGGAUCAAAUAAGGCACUUGACGUAGCUGCCAAGGCCCUCGUGGCAUCCCAUAGGGACUUUUCCCUCCGCCGCCCCGUUACGCCCGACAAUCUGGCAAAGUACUCGGACGCCAUAAAAGCCCUGACACGGUGCAUCAAUGACCCUAUAGCAUCUCAGUCUCUUGAGACUAUAUGUGCUGUGAUAUUAUUGACAAUGUGUCAAAAUCUUAGUGGGCUCGGGCUUGAGCAUCUGAACAGCCACUGCCAAGGCGCAGUUCAAAUGUUACGUGCAAGACAAACAUAUCCUAGUACCGACGAGUUUGAAAUCGACCUGCAUACAUAUAUGCAUGGGCCUAUUCUGGUUCAAUCGCUUUUCAAUAGAACGAUGCGACUUUCACCAUCCAAAUUCAACGCAUUAUCACGGGUUCUUGUGAUAGACCAAAAGUCGCCUGGGUCUAGCAUCUUGGCGCUCCUCUUUCAAAUACCUGCACUCUUACAACGCGGCAGAACCGUACUGCAGGGUUUCGCAGAUCGCGAAGUAUUCUUGACCGAGCUUUCUUCGAUAUACAAUACCCUACAAACGGCGAAGUCGUUUUUAUAUUCCAAAUAUAUGAUGGUUCCAAGCACAGAGAGUAAGCGCACGAGCCCAUUUGGCUUUUGUUUGGCGUUCAGCUGCAUAUUCAACUGCAUGUUGCGAGGCGUCGACCCCAGCAACGGCCAAUUGCUCAUGGAAGCCGAAGACCUGGUCAAAGACACACUCAACCUCGUUCCCGAAGCCCAGUUAAACCGACCUUUGGGGGCUGCCCACAUGAUGCUAAAUCUCAGCACUGCUUGGGUGUGCGCAAAGGACGAGCAUGAACGGCAGUCGCUGCACGCUUUGCUGGGAGACUUUGGCUGGGAUUUUGGCAGAGAUUCCGAUGCCAUGUGGCCAAUGGAGGAUCAUGAAGCACUACUCUGCGACCUUCAGUUUCGGACAGAUCCGGAAGUGGUUUUGGCCCAUGGUGUGUGA
Messenger RNA from Akanthomyces muscarius, 1167 nucleotides. RefSeq lists its product as uncharacterized. The coding region runs from base 1 to 1167 and encodes 388 amino acids. Lineage: Eukaryota; Fungi; Ascomycota; Sordariomycetes; Hypocreales; Cordycipitaceae. Gene Ontology annotation, molecular function: zinc ion binding; DNA-binding transcription factor activity, RNA polymerase II-specific. The transcript has 6 exons. Gene Ontology annotation, biological process: regulation of DNA-templated transcription. The record is from RefSeq and is a predicted model, not a curated record.